This is a messenger RNA of Thermothelomyces thermophilus ATCC 42464, 332 nucleotides long. RefSeq lists its product as uncharacterized. The coding region runs from base 110 to 307 and encodes 65 amino acids. The record is from RefSeq and is a predicted model, not a curated record. The transcript has a single exon. NCBI's taxonomy places the organism in Eukaryota, Fungi, Ascomycota, Sordariomycetes, Sordariales, Chaetomiaceae.
UGCUAUAUAGUAAAGGUCCGAGCCACAGGAUCAGACUGAACAACGAGAUUGCGAUGCGAUGCGAUGCGAUGCGUACGUAUCGAUGUUUAUCCGUACAGUACAUACAUGCAUGCAUGCACCAUGGCAGGCCCGGGCAACGGAGUACGAAUAUAAUGCAGUGUAUGUGCCUCUGGAGUCCAGGCAUGCAUACAAGACGAGGAAGCCAACUGGCAACUGGCUCCGAGGCGUCCGCGACACAGCCGCAGCCGAGCAGUCAGGAGAUGAUGCAACCGAGUUUCAGCUGGCCAUUCGAAUCGGCGUUCGAUAGUGCUCGUUCGACACGCUCGUUGACG